AUGUCCAAGCCAACAGCCAACUGGGAGAAGGUCGGCGACAAGUUCUACAGGAAAGUGCAGCUUUACCAGGCCGUCUUUGACCAAGACCUCGAGCUCGAGAACUACAAUGUGGUGGGGGCGCCGUACAGCGGUGCUGUAGCCGUUUACCGCGAUGAGGAGAAGCUGCACGCCUACCGUGGGCCCGGCGCGUCCAAAUCGAGCAUCGACAUCUACAGCUGCGCGGGCAAGCUGAUUCGCACUAUCAAUUGGGACAAAGGCACCAUCAAGGGCCUGGGAUGGUCCGAAGACGAGAAGCUGCUCGUCAUCACAUCAGACGGCACCGUGCGCUGUUACUACGACCUCCAAGGCGACUUUGUACCCUUCACUCUCGGCCACGGCGCAGAUGAAUUCGGCGUCGUGUCCUGCAAGUUCUACAGCACCGGUUUCGUUGCGCUCCUUGCGAACAACCACCUCAUAUCCGUCACCUCGUAUGCCGAACCACGCCCCAAGCUCCUCGCUAUACCUCCCACCGAACCUGUCAUAUCAUGGAGCAUCAUACCACCCACCUACUCGCUCUCGCGGUCCGUGGAAGUCAUACUGGCAAUAGGCUCGACACUGUACGUGGUUGACGCGACUGAGGCUGAAGACCGCAACUUUGAUGCCGGCCCGUUCAGGCAUAUUGCCGUCAGCCCCCGCGCGGAAUUUCUCGCCUUCUACACAGAAGACGGAAAGGUGUGGGUGGUUAGCGGUGACUGGAACGAGAAGCUCAGUGAGUACGACAGCAAGAUCAAGACGGUGCCAAAAGACAUGGAAUGGUGUGGCUCAAAUGCUGUCGCGCUAGCAUGGGAAGACGAGGUACAUCUGAUUGGACCCAGGAGUGCAGCCACCAAGUUCUACUACGAUACCUGGGUACAUCUCUUACCAGACGUAGACGGCAUACGGCUCCUCACAAACGAAGUCUGCGAGUUCAUACAAAAGGUACCGGAUGAGGCGGUGGAUGUCUUCAGAUUAGGCUCAGACUCGCCUGCUGCAAAUCUGCUAGAGGCAUCUUCAUUACUCGAACAAAAGAGCCCCAAAGCCGACGACCUCAUACAGUUGAUACGGCCGAGUCUGGGUGAAGCCGUCGACACGUGCAUCAAGGCUGCAGCGCAUGAAUACAACAUUCACUGGCAGAAGUCGCUACUGAAAGCGGCUUCGUACGGAAAGUCAGUGCUGGACUUAUAUUCGUCUGAUGAUUUUGUCGACACGUGCGACACACUACGAGUUCUGAACGCGGUACGCUUUUAUGAAGUCGGACUACCACUUAGUUAUGACCAGUAUCGACGUAUGACGCCCGAGAAGCUUGUCGAACGUCUCACAAACCGCAGCGAAUAUCUUCUCGCAUUGCGCAUAGCUGAAUACCUGCAUCUCCCAGCAAACCAGAUUCAUGGACACUGGGCGCAGCAGAAGGUUCGCGUCUCAACGGGUCCUGAAGAAGAGAUCUGCAGUCUCAUAGUUAAGAAACUACAUGGCAAACCGGGUGUCUCAUUCGAAGAAAUCGCACGGGCAGCGUAUGUCGAAGGUCGCAUUCCACUGGCGACAGAACUGCUCAACUACGAGCCUAGAGCUGGCAAGCAGGUACCACUGCUACUCAACAUGAAGGAGGACAACAUUGCGCUUGACAAGGCUAUCGAGUCAGGCGACACUGACCUCAUCUAUCACGUUCUCUUGCAUCUGCGCAAGAAACUACCUCUUGCGUCCUUUUUCCGCGUCAUCAAUAGUCGACCUGUUGCUACAGCACUAGUAGAGUCAUCAGCUUGGGACCAGGACCGCGAGUUACUAAAGGAUCUCUACUACCAAGACGACAGGAGACUGGACGGCUCAAACCUCCUCCUAUCCGAGGCCAUCGUACAGGAAAGCCAUACCGCCCAGCAAGACAAACUGAAGCUAGCAUCGAAAUACCUCCAAGACUCUCGCGACAGUACAGCCGUCUUCCAACGCCAAGCCAUCGACGAUGCCGCCAAACUCCUCCGCCUCCAAACACAAUUCGAAACCGAUCUCAACGGCCCACGAGACCCAGCAUCGACAGGUCCAUUACCAGGUCAGACCUACGUUGGGCUUUCGGCAAACGAAACGAUAUUCCAACUUGUCCGCCAAGGCCACUACAAGCGCGCCUCAAAAGUCGUCUCCGAGUUCAAAAUCAACGACAAGACCUACACGUACAUCCGUCUGCGCGCCCUCGUCGCAGCCCGGCACUGGAAUGAGCUCGAAGAAUUUGCAAAGCAGAAGAAAAGCCCGAUUGGGUGGGAGCCGUUUUUCAACGAGAUUCUUGGGGCGGGGAAUACGAGGGUGGCGAGUGUGUUUAUUCCAAAGUGUACGGGGUUGAGUGUGCAGGAGAGGGUGGAGAUGUGGAUCAAGUGUGGGCUUAUGGUCAAGGCAGGGGAGGAGGCGUUCAAGGCCAAGGAUAGGGAGUUGCUGUGUGAGAUUAGGGAUAAGGCUGGGGGGAGUGCGGCGGUCGAGGUGGAGAGGUUGGUGGGUAUGUUGCCGCAAGGGAAGAGGUAG
This is a messenger RNA of Alternaria arborescens, 2520 nucleotides long. RefSeq names its product putative vacuolar protein sorting-associated protein 16. Gene Ontology annotation, cellular component: lysosomal membrane; endosome; cytoplasm. Gene Ontology annotation, biological process: vacuole fusion, non-autophagic; endosomal transport; intracellular protein transport. Lineage: Eukaryota; Fungi; Ascomycota; Dothideomycetes; Pleosporales; Pleosporaceae. Gene Ontology annotation, molecular function: actin binding. The record is from RefSeq and is a predicted model, not a curated record. Bases 1 to 2520 code for a protein of 839 amino acids. The transcript has 3 exons.